Fomitopsis serialis is the source of this 2797-nucleotide messenger RNA. RefSeq names its product mesa protein. Lineage: Eukaryota; Fungi; Basidiomycota; Agaricomycetes; Polyporales; Fomitopsidaceae. The transcript is spliced from 11 exons. Gene Ontology annotation, cellular component: plasma membrane. Bases 180 to 2615 code for a protein of 811 amino acids. The record is from RefSeq and is a predicted model, not a curated record. Gene Ontology annotation, biological process: actin cortical patch localization.
GCCCCCGCACUCGGCCUGAACGUUCUGCAUGCUUCAGUCUCGUCACUGCAUGAAACACUGCUGCUCUGUCUGCUGAGGCCUCUUUACGCCAUCUCAGCCCAGCGACCAAGUCGGGCUUCCCAACUUUCCAGGACUACUUACUUCGUGGCAGGGUCCACUAUUGGUGAUCUGGGAUUUGAAUGACUGUUCCUUCGAUGGCUGGAGAUGCUCAUCACUGCUCCUUCGUUCUUCUCGCCGACUUCGAUAUUGACCGAGGAGCACAAUUGACGUACCAGUUCCCUCAACCACUCGGGACGGAUGAGGGUCUCCUCGCAAACUUGAUGCUGCCAGACGGCGCCGAGAGGCAGCCAGAGGAUUGGACGAUCUUCUUCCUCAACCAGACGCACUUCAACACAAUCGCACCCGUGCUCGCGCUCGAGCCUGCGCGUAAUGGCGACCCGGAUGUGGAAGGCGAGAACGCGAAUGAUGGGCAGCCGGAGUUGCUAUAUGUCCUGAACCUCGUACGGACGAAGUUGGAUAAGACUGUACGAAGAGGUGCAAUCGUGAAGGCCAUGGCGAUAUGCACGCGCCAUCCAUUUAUCCAGAUAUUCAAGCCCGUUCUCCUGAUGGCUCUGGACGACUACUUCUCUAACCCUUCACAAGACUGUCUCGCGCGACUAUUCGACGCCGUCAACAGCAUGGACAUAUCUAUGGCCCCCUCACUCAGCCGAUACGAGAAGCUGAUCAUGCGCACGUCCGAGCGUAAGGACGUCUUCCUCGAGAAGUUCGACGACUUCAUCCAGGAAGCCCUCGGUGAUCGCGAGCCUGUCACUGCGCAACCGUUCGCGCUCGGUGCGCGUGCGGGCCAAGGGCACAAAGCAAGCGCUUCGACCGGAAGUCAAAACAGUCUUGAAGAUGGAUUGCAAGGGCGAGUGCGGGACGAGAACGAAGUACGUAGGGGAGACGGCAAGAAGUACUCGCCCACAGAUGCAUCGUUCUCACUGGACGGAAGCGCUGUGUGGGUCGGGAACGAGAGCGGAUUGGAUCAGGUCGUGGCUGGCGCGGCAGGCGGUCUGCAGAACGGUGUGACGUAUCGUGGCAGGGCGUCCACGGAUGCAUCGUCUUCCUCGCAUGGUCGCAGGGAAGACUUGCCGCCCGUCCCGCCUGCGGCAGGCGUUGCCAUGAGCCUGCUGAAAGACUCGCACUUUUUCCCGGCAACGGUCGAGUUCAACGACCACCGUCUCCCGGUCAAGGUUCCCCUCUCGACUUUCCCGGAGGAGGUCGGAGACUACUCCCUCAUUCAACUCGUGCAAACCUUCUCUUCCCCGUCUGCCUCUCUUACUGGACCGCUUCACUCACAUCUCCAUUCAUCCGGUCCCUCAACAGCACCUAUCAUCGUUCUCUUCAACGCACUCAUCACAGCGAAGAGGAUCAUUUUCCUUGGACACCAUCGACCCGCAGGGCAGGUGGCCUCUUACGUUCUCUCCGCAUGUGCUCUGGGGAGCGGCUGCGGGAUCGUCCUCCAUGGCUUCAUUAAACGCGCCUUUCCGUACGCAAAUCUGACGAACAGGGAAGAAUGGGAGUGCAUAGAAGGGGGUUAUAUCGCUGGCGUGACGAACCCUAUAUUCGAGGCUUCUGGCAACUGGGACCUCCUCUGCGACGUCAGCACCGGUCGUAUGGUCGUGUCGCGCGACAUCCACAUCAAUCACCCUGCUGCCCCUGCCAACACGCAGAGUCAGCUACUCAUGCGCACCGGGACCAUCCGUGCAGAGGGCGGGCCCAGCAUAGAUGAAGACAGCGUGAGGACGAGCAAGGAUGCGGGCGCAGCCCCGCGUUCUGAGUUCGUAGCAGGGAAAGCAGACAACAACCCGGACAAUUUCUUCAUCGAGGAUAUCCUCGCUGCUAUUGCGGCUCACUACGGCGAGGCGCAUGUGCGCGCACGGUUUACCGAGUAUUUGAUGCGCUUCAUACGACUCGCGGCACGGUAUGAAGAAGACACAAUGGGGUCAACUAUGAUAGGAUGGCCCUCGGCGUCCUACUCUGAGCGACCUGACGGGAGGAGGCUAGGCGCAGGGACCAGCUUCCUGGACGAGGCUACAUGUUCUCGGGAAAUUGCGUUGAACACAGCAAGGAUCGAUGCAUGGCGGAGGACAGAGAGUUACACCUUAUACCAAAUCGAUUUCCGUCAGAUGCUCGCCACCGACCCGAUUCAGGGCUUCGACAUUGUACACCAGCUCUGGCGGUUACGACACGCCAGGAAGAUGUCUGACGGAGAAGCCGAGCUGAUCAUGCGUACGAUUGCUGCGAAUGUGCAGACUUACGACCAGGUCACUCAGCUGCUGGCAUACAUGCCACCACAUAUCAAUGGCCUCCUACCCCUCUCCUUUGGGCUGUUCCACCAGUCCGAGAUUGUCCGCGACCUGACGAUCGAUAUCUUCAACGAGCUACGCCUAUAUCCAAUCGGUGUGCAGUUCCUGCAAGCGCUCAAUCCGUUCCAGCGAUACGCCUACGUACGGCAAGCCCAUGCGCGUGAGGCACAGGCGCUUCAAGACCAAAACGCGCUCACGAUACCCCUGACAUCUUACAUGACGCGGGUGCCGUCGAACCGGAGCGACACGAGCUUGGGGGCGCAAUAGCGAGAGCCUGUAAUGUCACGAUGCCUAUAUGGACGGUAUGUUGUAGUCGCCUAUGGCUGUUGUAUCUUUAUUCUGUCUCAGUAUAUAUACCCUGUUUCUUGUGUCAUUGUCACUACCCGCAAUGCACCGUUGUGGUCUCAUUGACAGACAACUGCAUCUGCAAUACUGCAGAGACUCGCCCC